Messenger RNA from Nematocida minor, 1125 nucleotides. RefSeq lists its product as uncharacterized. Lineage: Eukaryota; Fungi; Microsporidia. The coding region runs from base 1 to 1125 and encodes 374 amino acids. The transcript has a single exon. The record is from RefSeq and is a predicted model, not a curated record.
AUGCUAAAUAUGAAGACAAAAGCAGUAAUAGUAGCCAGUUUAUCUGUGCUAUCAGUAGCAUUUUUAUUUAUUGAUAUUGAUACACUGUCUAGAGAAGUGAUGGCUUUUUUAUCCCUGGAGGCCAUUCUGGGAAUCAUUGGAAUAAUGCUGAAGGAUGCAGUGUCGAAUAAAGCAACUCUUGCCAGCAUCCUGGCAGCAUUGCACAUCGUAAUAUAUACAGGAGAGAAUUCUCUUUUUUCCAGAUACGCCAAGCUUGUCCAAAUCAUGCCUGUUCUAGCCAGCACAUCAAGAGUAUUCACAAAAGCCCAAAAAAAUAUUGAAGACGGGAAUUUUAGUGCAAAGCCAUUGCAGCCAAUAAAUCCUCCACAGAGGUUAAUAAAGCCGUACCAUCCAAUAAUAUCGCAAAAAAUGCUGCCCAAGCGAGCAAAUACUUCUAAUCCAGCAUCAUCCCAAGCAAAGCUGCAAGCAUCAGUGCUAGUUCAUCCAAUAAGUUUACGUCCAGCACCUUCUAACUUAAUGCAUUCCCAUCCAGCACCACCUAGCGCACUGAAUGCAUAUCAUGUAGCACCGCGCCCAGUGACUGUAAGAUCAGCAGAUUUGUCUAGCAAUCCAAUGAUGUCUAAUGCAGCUAAAGUGAGAGAUGUACCUCCAAAUCCACCCAAUUCAGCUAAUUUGCAUGCAGCAAUAAACUCUCUUCCAAUGGUAGCUAAGCCAGCACCUCCAGUGCAGCCAGCAGGUACAUCUCCAACACCGCCCAAUACACGUAAUCCGUCUCCAAUAAUAGAUGAUAGUUCAGCAGCACAGCCCAAAAAAGAAUCACAUCAAAAGGAGCCUGGUGUAGAAGUUCUGUCUCCAGAGCAUGCCCCUACAAAGACAGAGCGUAAACUAAUCCAUCUUCCAAAGAACCCUGACUCAGCGACUCCCUAUGCAAUACCGCAUCCAAUGGUAGCUAAAACAUUAGGUAUACGGAUAGUAUGCCCUAAUGGAAAAGUUCUGACUCCAGUGCGCAUUGAUUCUGCAAAACUAUCACCAGGCUCUCUACUAUCUGAACCUCAAAUAGUAAGAACUCGUCCCAACCCACCAGGGCCUCAGAUAAUGCCACCCCAUUCUAGUUUAGUAAGAUGA